Molecule: messenger RNA, 204 nt
Organism: Paracoccidioides brasiliensis Pb18
Exons: 1
Coding region: 1-204 (67 amino acids)
Source: RefSeq, a predicted model, not a curated record
AUGGAUGAUCCACCUCAAUCGCCAUUUGGAAUUCCUGCAACCGCAAUUCCACAAAUUCCAUGCGAAGUUCACCUAAACCAGAAGGUCGAAGCACACUUCACAGCGAGGCAAAGGUUGACAACACCUCCUCAUGGUUUAACAACCUCCACCUUCAGUCGAAAGUUUAUUGUCCAAUAUCCAAGCCGAGGCAAUGGUGAUCGAUAA